UAACUGUAGCACACAGGCUGUUUGAGCGCUCUCUGUCCCUGGCAGUGUGCAUCUUUAAGAUGACAGUUAACAGAAGUGUUUUGAAUCUAUGUGUGAUCUCUGACCACUUCUUUGGGGAGUGCCAGCCUGGAGAGAUGGUGGGGCCUUGUGGUUGUGUUUAGCUAGUCAAAUGUAUUAAAAAUGAGGGUUACCAUUUUACAGUGGGGAGAGGAGAGGGAUUGCAGGAGGUAAUGCAUCAAGUGAGGAGCAAGUUUACUAGGGAAAACUUGUUUAAAACUCUAGCAUAAUCCUGUUCUCUAAAGUACAAGCUUCAAAGGUGAUUGCAGAGGCAACUGAGGAAUGAACUUCUACUGUUGUUUCUGCCAGUGCAAUACUUACCAAGCCAUCUGCACUGUCAUACAGUGGAUGGAGUUCAUGGAUGGGAGAGAAGAAUUGGCUUUUAACUUCUGGAAUGAUAGUUAAUAACACAGCAGUGCAGGACUUGGGGGAUAGACAGAUAACAGAAAAGAUGUGAAUGUGCUUUCAGGGAAUGCAGUUCAGCAGGGGAAGGAGAAGUUCUGUCUUGUCAUCUUUCAAAGUAGCAGGACAGGUGAAGGUGGGUCAGACAAAGGAACUGAGUAUCAUAGCUCUUGGGGUCAGACAAAGGAACUGAGUAUCAUAGCUCUUGGGGUCUGCCCACAGCUCUCUGAUACUGUAAAGUUUGACCUUAGGAUCCUAAGUCGUUAGCUAGGACUGCUUCUAUUUCUAGAUUUGCAGACUGCCAGUAAUGAUGCUGGUCUGUGGUGCCUUGCAGAGGAUUAAGGAAAAAAUGAUUAAUCGUGUCUUUUGUUGGUGUUGGAUUCUGAAGCUAAAGAGUCUGUACAGUCCCUUGACAUAAAGGUGUAUCAGGCUUUCUCUAAUCUUAGACUGUGAGGUUUUUAGAUAGGGGCCCUAUUAUUAUUUUUUUUUCCCUGUAGUUGAAAUUAAAUCAUUGGCUGUAAUUUCUGAUGAUCUUGGAAGCUAGAAAGGUAAUUAAUGUUGUAAUACAUGUUUUCUGUCUUUAUCCAAUGAUGCUAUGUAUUGUUGCAGCGUCUUGAUUUCUUCUGCGGAUCUACUAAAGCUUAAAAGAAAAAUCGUGAAAUCUAAUCCAGCUUCAUACUACACUGUUUUGAAGAAAGAAGGCAGGCUGUUCCAGUCCAUGAUCUCUAUGAUGAGGUUCGCCAUGUAUGACAACAUCACACACGCUACUGCCCUGGUGACAGCACUGGAUAAUGUGACAACUUUGUCCCCAACAACAACACAGGCAAUCAAUGACACCAACAUCACUGUGCCGCACAAAUGCCUGCUGUUGCUUUAUGAAGACAUUGGGAAAUCCAGAGUCCGCUACUGGGAUCUCUUGCUCCUGGUUCCCAAUGUGCUUUUCUUCAUGUUUCUUCUCUGGAAGCUGCCCUCUGCCAGGGCCAAAAUCCGAGUCACUUCCAGCCCAAUCUUCACUACAUUCUACAUACUAGUAUUUGUGGUGGCUUUAGUUGGCAUUGCCCGUGCUGUUGUCUCCAUGACUGUCAGUGCCUCUGAUGCUGCCACAGUUGCUGAUAAGAUCCUGUGGGAGAUCACAAGGUUCUUCCUUCUGGCCAUUGAGCUGAGUGUGGUGAUCCUAGGCCUUGCCUUUGGUCAUCUGGAGAGCAAGUCAAGUGUGAAACGUGUUCUGGCAAUCACCACAGUGCUGUCUCUGGCAUAUUCUGUCACCCAGGGGACCUUGGAAAUUUUGUACCCUGAUGCCCACCUCUCAGCAGAAGACUUCAACAUCUAUGGCCAUGGAGGGAGACAUUUCUGGCUUGCCAGCUCUUGUUUCUUCUUUCUGGUCUAUUCCUUGGUGGUGAUACUUCCAAAAACUCCUCUGAAAGACCGGAUUUCUUUGCCCUCCAGGAAGAGUUUUUAUGUUUAUGCUGGAAUUUUGGCUCUACUGAACCUGGUGCAGGGACUGGGCAGUGCCCUCCUCUGUGUGGAUAUCAUAGAGGGACUAUGUUGUGUUGAUGCUACCACAUUCCUUUACUUCAGCUUCUUUGCACCUCUCAUCUAUGUGGCCUUCCUAAAAGGCUUCUUCGGGUCUGAGCCAAAGAUCCUUUUCUCCUACAAAUGUCAAGUGGAUGAACCUGAAGAUGUAGAUGUGCACCUACCCCACCCCUAUGCUGUUGCCAAGAAGGAAGGAAUGGAUUCUGGUUUUUACUCGAGCACUCAGAUUGACACUGCAGCCUACCUGGAUGAUGUAGCCUCUAUGCCGUACCAUGUGGGCAGCAUCAACAGCAUAGACAGUGACCGCUGGAAAGCCAUCAAUGCCUAAGGCAGUGCAGCCCCCUUCACACGAUGCCUCGUUCCUUUCCUUCCGAACUCCCAGAUACCACAGCUGUUAGGAUGUCCAUUGGAAAUCAGUCCUUGGCUAUCUGCCAUGGCUUUUUCCUUCUUCCUUAGGACUUCCUAAACUUAUUGUGGAACAGUUGGCAGCCCCAAACCCCUUGGAAAGGGUGCUUUCUGUCACUACCCAAGAACAACCUGGAACAGUUUUGUUCAUAAACCUAUAAGCACUGAAUGUUCCUGAUCCUCCAUGUUCCAGAUGCUAAUAUGACCCAGAAGACGGGCCUGACUGGUACGCCUUCCUUUUCAGUGACUGAAAGCACUUCUUUGCCCAUUAGGGAGCAGCACUUAGAGAUGAGGGUGUUGAUUUGACUGCUGUAUUGUGCAUAUAUAAAAAGUGUUCAGUGCUUGGAGCCAAAGAUGGUCUUCCUGGACAUUCUCAAGCAGCAUAGUUGCAUGGAUCUUGUCAUAAUGUAGUUGCAUAGGCUCCUAGUGACAGCAGUGUCUGGAGAGGGAAGCUCGUCAGCUGUGUUUUCCAGUUUCAGCUAAUACUGAUGAAAAUCGUGAAUGGCAGUUUCUGGGGAUUAAAAGGAGCAUUGAGAGUGUGUGGGAGUGUGGGAAGGAGAAGAGAUAUGAAGAGAAUUGUUCCGAGUUCCCUGGGACUAUUUUGGGGUGCACUAGUUAGUAGGUAACAGCAUGGACAACCUGACAGAAGGACAGGCAGAAAGAAGAACAGGCAGUCAUGCUGACUAGCUGAGCAGAAGCAGCUGUGAAACAGUCUCUGCAGACUGUGCUGCAGCUGAACUCAGUGAAAUACAAGUAAGGACACUGAAUCAAGGCUGAUUUCUAAGAGUAAAACAUGUUAGGUGGGUGUUCCACACAUCCACCCUGCUUCAUGGAUCUAGCAAGGCCUUGGAAGGGGGUUGUAAAGGACAGCUCCGGGACAUCUGACUGCAGAUGAAGGCUCCAGAGAAAUUCAGAUGCCUGAGGCAGAGCAGAAGUCCAUGAUUAAUCCCAGCUGCCAGUGAUGGGAGAGCUCUCAAACACAGUGGAACUGCUAGAAUUGAGCCAACUAGUGUUCUAGGUUGGGAGAUAGGUGGGAGAAGGUUACUGCUACUGCUUCUGUGGCAGCGUUCUCUUAUGCCGCAGUUCAGGUAUCUGGAUUUCUACUGGCCUGAAUAGGCUUUAUGGCUUGAUGCAUUGAAAAUACUUCUGUGCAUGUGAAGGGUGGUUCAUUUAAAGGCUAUCUGGAACUUCCUAUUAUCCCCUUCCCCUCUGGAAAGGGACUGUCUGAACUGCCUGGCAUGCAGUUCCAAGGCACUGUGGUCUGAUCCAGGGACUGUUCAGCUGAAAACUGCAUCAGACUGGCUUCUGGGACUUACUGUGCUCUCCAAGGAUAAAGAGGCUUACUCCUCUAGCUUUGGGGGUGCUUUCCUACCUGAGUCCUCCAGGUAGGUGGAGAUCUGCUAUAACCUAUGGCAGCUUUCUAUUAGAGAUGGCAGAAUGAGGGAAUAUGAAACACUUGGGGACUGUGUGCAUCUCUUGCCCAACGCUCCUGUUCCUGAAGAAGAAUAUUGAGGUAAGAAUUCUGGGGAAAUCUUUGUGGAAGGUGCAGUGAUAGUUCGGAUCACGCAAAACACUGCUACUAGGUAGUAGCAUUUGCUACCAGGUGUUCCUGCAGUAAGGAAAGAAACAGUUUGGGAAGGAGCACAAAGUGCACAUUGGUUGCCAAAACUAUGCAGGCCCUUUGUGUAUCUUCUUUGUUAAUGAGCAAUGCAGCUUCUCUGUUCUGCUGCCUGUGGACUUUGCCCUGCAGGCUUCCAUGUAGCAUUGACACCUUAAAAACAAACAGCCUCCCCCUCAUUUUUAAAUAAUUUUUAAUUUACUUUUAAGGAAAAAAGGCUUCCAUUUUUCCAUGUGUUUGAGCUGAAUUUAUACCAUGUGGUUCAACGGCCUUUCACGUUCCCCCUCCAUGCAAUGACUGUGUAAGGGGUGGACAAGCAACUGGCCAGGUGAACUUUUUACCACAUCAGAAAAUUGUUCUGUGCUUCUCCCAUCACUUGCUGUGAACAGGCCUGAGCCACACUUAAUUGCUUACUGUAAAAGGGAUGGAUGACAUGGUGCCUGAAUUGCCCUGCUGCUGGCUCUAAUGCUGCUUACAACACUGAUAGUGAGCUGCUCUUAGCCUCUAUGGGGAGAUCUGUAAAGCUUCCCUGCAGCUGGUGGGCCUUGGAAAUGGCCAAGAGAUGUGAAAAUCUUGAAGUGGUUCAGGAAUAAAGGAACAAAUGCUUUCCCAUUCCCAAGGAGUAUUUGCUGACUCUCAUAACACCUUGAACUUGAAAGGACUUAUCUGCCCUCCUUGAUGAUGUGAGGAGCAGGUUAUGAAUUUGCCUUUUUAUCAGCUAAAUUCAGUGCUGAAGGAUCACCAAAGCAGGUGGUCAGUAUGUCCAUCCUCUCCUUUGGUGGCAGGACUCCAGCAUUUCUGGAGCGUCCCACAUUCUGCUGCUGAGGAGUUUCUGCACUAGGUCAUAGACUGACCUUCCUCCUGUUGUAUUUUUAUGUAUAUAAAUGCCUUGGGCCAUAUUCACAAUGGUUCUUGAGCAGAAGUGUGUUGGGGGGGAUGCAAAGAGACUAUAGAGUAAAUGUAUAUUUUUGUUUGUAAAAUAAAAAAAUUAAAUUUGGCAUAAA
Rhea pennata is the source of this 5019-nucleotide messenger RNA. It is a transcript of the gene TPRA1, whose product is annotated as transmembrane protein adipocyte associated 1. Gene Ontology annotation, molecular function: G protein-coupled receptor activity. Gene Ontology annotation, cellular component: plasma membrane. The transcript is spliced from 11 exons. NCBI's taxonomy places the organism in Eukaryota, Metazoa, Chordata, Aves, Rheiformes, Rheidae. The record is from RefSeq and is a predicted model, not a curated record. The coding region runs from base 1055 to 2320 and encodes 421 amino acids. Gene Ontology annotation, biological process: G protein-coupled receptor signaling pathway.